This is a messenger RNA of Suillus bovinus, 2622 nucleotides long. RefSeq lists its product as uncharacterized. The coding region runs from base 1 to 2622 and encodes 873 amino acids. The transcript is spliced from 7 exons. The record is from RefSeq and is a predicted model, not a curated record. Lineage: Eukaryota; Fungi; Basidiomycota; Agaricomycetes; Boletales; Suillaceae.
AUGGACUCGGAACUUGAGGGGUGCACUGCAACUGGUCUGGAAAUACGCAAUUGUCACAGAGAGCCCACUUACCGCUUGCCAAUCCCUCCAGCUUUCCAACGGGGAGACAACGACCGAGAAGAAGUCACUGGCCAGUACCAUUCAAAGUCAGGCUACAUUUUUGGACGGGGACGAAAUAUCUUGCAGGAAAUGGAGGAUCACGACUUAGAUCAAAAGCGCCGCAGAGCAAUAAAUCCAUCGUACCCUUUUGUUGAUCAGGCUGAAUGGCAGCUAGCAGAGUUCCUCGUUCAACGGCUGACACAAACCGAUAUCAACAAAUUUCUGAAACUAGACUGGUUCAAAGAUAGACCCAGGCCAUCCUUCAAGAGUGCAGAUCAACUAUUUGGCUGGAUUGAUGCACUACCAAGCGGCCCAGAGUGGCGAUCAACGACACUCGAGUUUACCAACUACACAACUGCGAGGCCAAUCGAGCUAAUCUGGCGUGACGGUCUCGAAGUCGUCAAAGAUCUCUUUGCAAACCCGAUCUUUUCCAAUCAUAUGAUGUAUGAUCCUCACAUUGUUAUCACUGGCUCAGAACGCGAAUAUGGCGAGUUUUUUACAGCUAACAUGGCUUUCGAUAUUCAGGUAGGGCUCCUUAUUAGCAGUAAAGUGAACAACCUUCCAGAAGGUGCCACUAUGGUACCAAUCAUCCUCGCAUCCGACAAGACGCCCGUAACCAGGAUGUCGGGAGGAUUAGAAAUGCACCCGGUGUUCCUUACGAUUGCCAAUAUUCAAUCUGAAGUUCGUAUGAAGGCCACCGCUCAUGCAUGGCGCUGUGUUGCAUUCAUUCCGAUUCCGAAGUUCGAUGUUCACGCGGAUUUCCAAACGCUCCUCCAUGCUCGCCUGUUCCACAAGUGCAUGGACAUGAUAUUCGCCAAAUGCAAGGUGGCUGCGAGGAUCGCUGAUCUCCCUGAGGCACAGCUCAUCGCUUGUGUCUCAAAAAAUGCUUCACCACUUACGAUGGCAACCCAAAGCGACUUUGGUAGUGCUCAACUUUUCCCCCGUCGAACAGGCGACCAUACGCUCAAGCUCAUCUACGACCUAUGCAAACGUGUUGAUCCAUGGAAUGUACCACUCUUCCAACGCGAAGCUAAAGCAUUGCUGCUUAGCGGCGUUCAUCAGCCAUAUUGGAGAGAUUGGCCGCAUGCAGAUCCAAGUCAUUUUUUGCCCGGCGAACUGCUUCACACCUGUCACAAAUAUUUUGGUGACCAUCCUUUAAAAUGGUGCAAGGAAGUUGUCGGGGAGGAUGAACUUGAUGCUCGCUACAAGGCUCAUCAUAAACGAGUCGGAACACGUCAUUUUGGGUCUGGUGUCUCCCACAUCAACCAGAUGACGUGCCGGGAGCAUCGUGACAUUGAACGGACCAUUGUCGCCACAGUCGCUGGUGCAGCAAACACAACUCCCGAUUUCGUCCAUGCCAUUCGUUUCCUCACCGAAUUCAUUUACCAGGCACAGAGCCCCGUGCACACUGACUCGUCCAUUGAUGCUAUGGUGCACUCCCUCCACAUGUUUCAUACGCUGAAGCAAGCGAUACUCGAUGCCGGUGCUCGGAGAGGGAAGAGUGGAACGAUUGACAACUUCCUCAUCCCAAAAAUGGAGUUGUUUCACAGCUUUGCGGGGUCCAUCAGAGAUCUCGGAGGUUUGAUACAGUACUCAGCGGAUGUUAGUGAGCGACUCCUGAUCACACACUGCAAAUUUCCAUUCGAAAGGACUAGUCGGCAAGCCAGGAAUUUUACCUUACAGGUCGUCCAAAUUCUCAAUCGCGACGAAACCAUGCGGCGCUUCAAUCUUUAUACCCUUUUGCAUUCGCAUGGUACACCGCUCGUGAAUGCCAUCGCAAUCGAAGACAACAUCGUCACGGAGACAGAUCCUACUUUGGCCUGGAUAGCGCGUGUGCUUCCCGGCGAGCAGAAUCGCUUCCAUGGCCCGCGACCUGUCCGCAACCAUUUCUUGAAGGGAAUACUUUCUGUUGAAGCCAAUGCCGCAUUUCAUGUCACCAUCUCUCCUGAUCGAAAGUCACUUCCUAUCACUGAUCUGCAAUCUAUCUACUCUCUCCCAAAUUUCGGCGCAGUGCUCAUGGAAUAUAUCAAUGACUCGUCCCAGAACACCCCAACAACAGCCUGGACGUGUGCGCGAGAUUCAGUCAGGACGUGGAACAAGUUUCGUUUACAGCUACACUCUACCUUCCAGUCGCGAGUUGUGAUGCCGAGUCAAAUCGUCCAAGCGUUUCCACCAUCAGAGACCUUCCCUAUGGGCAAUUGCGACGCAGUUCUCGUGCAAUUGCCUGGCAAUGAUGAUACAUACAUUGCGCAAAUCACAGCGACGCCUACUGAGGAUGCAAGCGCUGGCAUGUACCGCGUGAAACGCAUCUACCAUCAGGAUCGAACAGGUCGGAUCUUCCGACCUGGCGGCAUCAUUCCACUGACAGCCGUUACCUGUGCUGUUGAGCUGAUCCCUAUGUAUGGUUCGAAGAUGGAUCGCACGAUAAAUGCUACGAACGCAAUGGAGAUCUGUGAUGAAUACUACUUGAAUACAUUUUCGGACAAGGAGGUUUUCAAUACAAUGCACAGUGGUUUGAUGUAG